Acytostelium subglobosum LB1 is the source of this 192-nucleotide messenger RNA. RefSeq lists its product as hypothetical. The transcript has a single exon. The record is from RefSeq and is a predicted model, not a curated record. Lineage: Eukaryota; Evosea; Eumycetozoa; Acytosteliales; Acytosteliaceae. The annotation marks the transcript as partial.
CAUAUCCUACUUACUCAUUCACUCCCACAACUUCCAAACUUCCAACUUCCACCAACAUCCAACAACACCAAAACAACAUCAUAUGUAUUACAACAUCCCAGCAACAUCAACAUCCCAGCAACAUCAACAUCAACAUCAACAACAUUACAUUACACUACACUCAUACUUCCAUGGUACGAUUACUCAGAUUGU